GAAGUGAGUAACCGAAAAAGGGGGUGGGACGUCUUCGAUUAACGUUGCUGAAGUACGUUUGAUAAAAAUAACGAGUUAUAGCGUUUUUUUUCCUUUAAGCAAUUAAUUUAGUAAUCCUAAAGUAAUUAAUUUUUCCCGUGAAUAACUGGCGACGCUCUUUAAACUGUGCAUGCAAGGCAAGCAAGUAAACCAGUGACCGGUCGGCGAAAUUUUAGCGCUCGUUGUGUUCUGACAAAUCGUUGUUCAAAAAACUGAGUUUGUGAAAAUGUUGAAUAAAGCCCUCCUUCCAGUGUCUUCUUAACUACUUUAAACUCAGGCACUGUUUAAAAACUGUUGGUGUAUUUAACUUACAUUUAUAAAAAUGGCUAGGGAUUAUGAUCAUCUCUUCAAGUUGCUUAUAAUUGGUGAUAGUGGUGUUGGGAAAAGCUCUCUAUUGCUUCGUUUUGCAGACAACACUUUUUCUGGGAAUUACAUUACAACCAUAGGUGUAGAUUUUAAAAUCCGAACCAUAUUACUCAAUGGUGAACGUGUAAAGUUACAAAUCUGGGACACUGCAGGACAAGAAAGGUUUCGCACAAUAACAUCGACGUACUACAGGGGAACUCAUGGUGUAAUAGUAGUGUAUGAUGUCAGUAGCGGGGAGUCCUUUGCAAAUGUAAAAAGAUGGUUACAUGAAAUAGAGCAAAAUUGUGAUGUUGUCAACCGAAUACUAGUUGGAAACAAAGAUGAUAUGCCAGAUAGGAAAGUGGUCUUAACUGAAGAUGCUCAGAGAUUUGCGAGCCAAAUGGGUAUUCAACUCUUUGAGACUAGCGCCAAGGACAAUAAGAAUGUUGAGGACAUGUUCAAUGCCAUCACCCAGCAAGUUUUACUCACAAAAAAAGAACAAAAAGAACAAGCCGGCAACAUGAAUGACACGAUCACUGUCGGCAAAGGAAGAAAACCAACAAAGAAAAGCAAAUGCUGUUGAAAAUGUUGGUCCAUCUCCACUCUUUCUUGGCGGCACUAACGCUCAAAUAGGGUCGUGCAGUGACGCAAAAUCAUUGGUUUACGACAAAGUUCUACUAGACACUCCAACCCUUAUCCGUUGAGAUAGAGGCAUCCAAAAACAAAAAUUAGUUUCUUUUGUGUUACCCACCUCUAUUCUACUCCCGGAUUUGAUUUCAUUUAACAAAUUUUUUUUUGUUUCAUUUUUGCUUGUUCGUAAUUUCAUUUUCGAUUUUCUUUUAAAAAUGAAUUUUUUCGGUGUCUAGUGGCGUAUUACUAAGCAAACAUCUUGUGCGCCUUGCAAUUGGUGUGUUCCAUUGUCGUGUACAGCUUGCAGUCCAUUGGAGUAAAGUCGCCGUUUGUAGUUUCUUUCAAUAUCGUGUUAGCAAAGGCGGGUUUUUUUUUUCUUUCCCUUUCCUUUUUUUUCUCUCUCUCUUAUGGAAUGCGUUUUGAUAAUGUUUUAUUCCUAAGCAGUCCUGCAUUACCACCUACUCGCUCGUCUUCAUCUAUUGAAAUAUAAAUUGAUAUGGGCAUUCCAAGUAAAUUAAACCUACCAUGUACCA
Molecule: messenger RNA, 1547 nt
Organism: Daphnia carinata
Lineage: Eukaryota; Metazoa; Arthropoda; Branchiopoda; Diplostraca; Daphniidae
Gene: Rab35
Product: ras-related protein Rab-35-like
Exons: 6
Coding region: 362-967 (201 amino acids)
Biological process (GO): endocytic recycling
Cellular component (GO): plasma membrane; endosome membrane
Molecular function (GO): GTP binding; GTPase activity
Source: RefSeq, a predicted model, not a curated record